This is a messenger RNA of Cokeromyces recurvatus, 1793 nucleotides long. RefSeq lists its product as uncharacterized. The transcript is spliced from 3 exons. Gene Ontology annotation, molecular function: protein binding. NCBI's taxonomy places the organism in Eukaryota, Fungi, Mucoromycota, Mucoromycetes, Mucorales, Mucoraceae. The coding region runs from base 147 to 1661 and encodes 504 amino acids. The record is from RefSeq and is a predicted model, not a curated record.
UUUUUUUUCUUUUUUUUUUCCCUUGUUCCCCUAUUAAAAGUUUAUUUCAUAUACAAAUUCAACAUAAACUAGUGAUAUUUAUUUAAUAUUUUUCUUCUUCCUUCCUUCCUUCCCUUUUUUUUUUCUUCAAUAAUAAUAGUCGUUUUAUGUACGAAGGAAAAAGAGAAAAAAAUAAAGAUUAUUCACUUGGUUUACAUGGUGCUGCUUUGAAUGGCAAUGUUGGGCUUGUCAAAUUUGCACUUGAUCAUGGUGCGCCUAUUGAUUCAGUCAUUAAUGGUUACAUGCCUUUACAAUUAGCAUGCAUUAAUGAAAACCAUAUUGCAGUUGUGCAAUAUCUCAUUGAUAGAGGUGCUGAUGUUAACGCACAAAGAUGGUCAAAGAAACAUAGUACAGAUAAAUCGCAGGCAGUGGCAGGCGCAACAGGUUCAACGGCUUUACAUGUGGCAUGUGCGAAUGGAUGUACUAAAAUUGUCGAUUUAUUAUUAAGAAAUGGAGCUAGAACAAAUGUACGUGAUAAAUAUGGUUCAAGACCUGUAGAUGUAGCAGCAGCUCGAAAUCAUAUUGAAAUUGUUAAAUUAUUAGAAACAUUUGAUUCAAUGCAAUUGAUGCUGAAAGGAUUACAGGAAGGUAAAAAUAAUGUGAUUGAGCUUGAAAGAGAACCCUCCUAUCGUCGCUCAAUGGAUACAACAUAUCGACAACAACAAAAGGCAGCAAAAAUGGAUAGAUUACGAAGGCCGAGUUUACCGAGUGUAUUUGAAUCACAAAAAUUGAAUAUACCAGACAUCUCUACUUUACCCCCGCCUAGACAUAGUUUAAAUACAAUAAGGCCAACACAGGAUGAAUUAGGAUUGUUAGAUCAAAAUGAUAAACACUCUCAACCUAUUCCAGUUUCCUUCACUUAUUCAUCUACUAAAUCUUCCUUUGAUGAUUCUUUCACAACCUCCGUUUCUACAACUGACAAUUAUAAAGAAGAUUGGUAUAGCUAUGGUGUAGUGAAUCAUUAUGAUGAUGAAAAUUAUCUUUUAUCACUUGAAAGAAGAGCAUUUGGACUCUAUUCACCUCCUGCUACAAGCUAUUUCAGCCAUUAUACAGAGCAUGAGAAUGAGAGUCGAGGUCGUGCCUCAUUUGAUAUUCAUCAAAGAUCACCCUCUCUUGAGAUGAGUUCUAGUCUAAAACGAUGUAGUUCAGAUGGAGGUCAUUUACGUACUACAGCACUUAUGAAUGCAAUGGCUGCUAAUAAUAAUGACCCAUCAGAGCCACGACCUUCAGUCUAUGAAGGAGGAAGACCCUCAUUAGAUCAAAUUGAAAGUUUAGCAAGCAAUACAAAGAAAUCAUGGUGGAAUCAUAUGAUGGGUGGUAGUCCAUCGAAUGAAGUCCCUACUGUUGAUACAGUAGCACGUAAAUCCAUCGACAUUAUAUAUCCAGUCGGUAGACCUUCACUGGAUAAUAAUAGUGGACGUAAAAGUACAAGUCUUGAUUUUAGACCAAGCUUAGAUAGUUUAUCUCAAUUUGCUAAAAGGAAUUUAUUUGAAGGAUUAACAAGAAGAAGUAGUUUAGAAACCAACAAUGGUAACCUUAUGGAUGAUAAUAAAAGUAGUAUAUCAAAUCGUAGUUUCCUAUCAAAAUGGUGGUCUAAUCAUAGUAAUUCUAUUAAAAAGUAAUAUGUUUUUUUAUAUAUGUGUAUGUAUGUAUGUAUGUAUAUAUAAGCGUAUUGAUACCCUUUCUUUUCUGCCCUUGAUUUAAAUAAUAAAAAAAGAAAAAAAAUACAUAUUUUUUUAUUAUCGUUAUCAUUA